AUGGAGGGUGAUGAAAGUGACAGUGAUCUCAAACAAUCUAGCGUUGCUAUUAUAAGAGAAGUUUACGAUAGUGAAAAUGCUCACCUUAAAUUUGAGAUGGAAUUGGAAAGAGCACUUGAGGCUGGAGUUAGUGUAAUUGUGAUCGAACCAGAACCAUUAGGAGAAGAAACAGCCCGAUGGAUUUAUGUGGGAAAUCUAUUACAUAAAGUGUCAUUGUACAGUGGAUUAUGCAGCAUCACAACAGGUUUAGCAUGGAAUUCUUUAAUAUGCACCCCUUUUGGAGUGAUGUCAGUUCUAUGUGCUGGUUGUUAUACUCUGUCAUGGCAAUGGGACCCAUGUUGCAAAUAUCAAGAAGAAAAGGAUCGACAUCAUUUAUCAACCUUGCCAAUGUUAAGUGAUCUUACUUCAGCCACACCUGUUGUACUGGUACGCACAGAUAAUAGACGGAAAAUUAUGUUACAUAGCACAUUAUCUAUAGCAGCAGCUUCUAUUUGUUUGUGGAGACUGUAUCAAACAUUUAAAUAA
Messenger RNA from Leptosia nina, 525 nucleotides. The record is from the annotation of a GenBank genome assembly. Lineage: Eukaryota; Metazoa; Arthropoda; Insecta; Lepidoptera; Pieridae.